AUGCAAGAGGAAAGUGGACGGGCGCUUGCACGAGAAGUGUGCAACGGAGAAGUAGUACUAAACAAUAACAUCGGGGCCAUCUUGAGCCUACUUAGGGAAGUACUGGACGACUCAAGGAUCCCCCGCGAGGUGCAACUUCCUUGCUUCAACUUUCUUUUGGAUUUUGCGUGGACUGAGCCGAUAAUUUUUAUUUACGAGGGCGACGCUUGGCCCGCUGUUAUUCACCCUUACCGUCUCGUGGAGGUGAGUCGCAGCUUGCUUCGGCUUCCGGGCAGGAGUGGAGAGACCGCGACACGACACGCUUGUCCCCCCAGCUUUGAGGAGGGCCGUGCCGACUGCGCCAUUGGCGACGGAGAUUGUGCCGUACAGGUGUCACGCUUUGAGUUGGUGAGCACGGUGUACUCUGUCGAGUCCUAUCGAAUCCUCGCCCGGCGUCCCUCGCAGCUGAAUCCAUCCGGGAAGCCGGAGUACAACCAACUGGUGGGUUCCGCUGUUGUUCGCGUCAUCACGACCGGGGGUGGCGUACUACCGGAGGAAAAGGCUGUCACCCAUCGCAUCACGCAGCUGCAGGGGGGUGAGUUGUGCAAGGCUUUUUUUCACAGCUUCAUUCCCCUCAUCGGUGGCACUAUGAAGCAGCUCGAAAAGGCGGGCUGUAGUUGCGUGACCGCGGCUCGACCUCAGAGCGUGGAAAGUGGCGGGAUUUCCUCCAGCGCACGCAGCAACCAGCCCCUUACGGAAGAACGCUCUCUUGUCUCACCUCACAGCUGCAUGGGGAUUUUCUCUGCUACUGCUUCUGUCCCAGACAGCAUUCCCAACGCCACUCCUGUGGCGGCUGCGGAGGGAAAUAGCAAUUCCGCCGCAUCCUUCCCCAUACCUCAAGGGGCAGAGGUCAAUUCCGAUUUCUCGUUGCGAUGGGAGAUUUUUCUCCAUUUGUUUGCUCAGGAGGAGCGAUACCGCAACAGCGUCGAGAGCUCUUGGGCAAACUGGACGAGUGAGUGGGAUAAGGUGAAUCGGUUUGACGUUGUAGACUCUAUUGAUUGCGUCAUCACCUCAUUGAGGGGCUCUCGCGAGGCUGUCCACGUCGCCGCAGCUUACCUUGACGCAUUUGUUUGCAUGUCUCCGACGGUGGGCAGGGACGCCACUUUUUUUAGUGGAAUUCUUCUUGCUUGCUCCAUGGUGAGUUGUAAGCAGGUGGAUCGCUUCUUUCCCCCCAUCCGAGCCUUUUUACGCUGUUUGCGACCGGAGCACCCCGUCACCGCGGCGGAGUUUCGUCGCUACGAGGUGCACGUGCUGAAAACAUUGAACUUUUGUUUGCAUCCUGUCACCUCGCUUGAGAUGGUGGAGCUCUUGCUGCAGUUGUGCGGUGGCCCCGCUGCCCAGCAAAAUGCGGAGAAACGGUGCCGUUUACGUGAGAAGGAGCAGUGGAGCCUUAACGCAGCUGGAGGUGACGGGGGAGGCAUGAAUAAUAUUUUAAAUAAUACUAAAAGCAUAUAUGAUAGUUGCCGAUGGUGUGACGAGGAUGCUGCGAAGGUAGAGGAGCAUCUGCGUUGGGGCCACUUGUGUCGUCUGGCUCGCUUUAUCACUGAUCUGAUGCUCCGUAACACCAGAGCACAGGAAUUUCGCUGCAGCGUCAUGGGCCUUGCCAUUCUUGCCGUCGCCGCGGAAAAAACGCCGUGGGCACUUCCCAUGCCUCUGGCCGAAAUGCUUCCUGAGUCCUCCCGCGUCCACAGCAAUGCUGGGGGAAGUGCGAGGCUGGACUGUGAAAGCUACGAGCUGUUGACACGCUACGCGGCGAAGAUGCGGUGCCGAUCUGAGCAGGAUGGAGCGCAGUCCGGUGUCACGUCGCUGUGGCGUGCUGUGGAGUUAGUUCGCGGUUACUUUGAGGAAUUCAGCACGGGACGACGGUCCUCCGACGAUGUGCUUCAGCGACGCUACGGCAACAAACACGCAACGGACAUGAGCCAGAGUGCAUAG
This is a messenger RNA of Trypanosoma conorhini, 1974 nucleotides long. Its product is annotated as putative exportin 1, putative,RNA-nuclear export factor. Lineage: Eukaryota; Euglenozoa; Kinetoplastea; Trypanosomatida; Trypanosomatidae. The record is from RefSeq and is a predicted model, not a curated record. The coding region runs from base 1 to 1974 and encodes 657 amino acids. The transcript has a single exon.